CCGCUCUCUCUUCUUCCAGAGCUGCAGCUGCCCUGUAGCGAGGACGAAAGUGAGAAAACUACAAGUCCCAGCAGCCCAUGGGGCGCCGCGGGGCGGGGCGGGGCGGAGCGCGCCGGCGUGGCAUUGGGCGGGCGAACAGGCUGGGCUGCAGCCCAUCGGAACGGGAGGCUGGCGGUUUGGGGCGGGGGCUGGGCCUGGGCCCAGCAGCUGCUACUGCUGCUGAGGCCAGUGGGUGCUGGACCUGGAUCCGCUGUAGCAGCCUUCUCCAGAUUCGCGACCAUGGCAGCCGCGCCCCUGAAAGUGUGCAUCGUGGGCUCCGGAAACUGGGGCUCCGCCGUGGCCAAGAUCAUUGGCAACAACGUCAAGAAGCACCAGAAGUUCUCGCCGCUGGUCAAGAUGUGGGUCUUCGAGGAGACGGUGAACGGCCGGAAGCUGACCGACAUCAUCAAUAACGAUCACGAGAACGUGAAGUACCUCCCCGGACACAAGCUGCCCGAGAACGUGAUCGCGGUCCCGAGCCUCAGCGAAGCCGUGAACGACGCAGACCUGCUGGUGUUCGUGAUCCCGCACCAGUUCAUCCACCAGAUCUGCGACGAGAUCACCGGGCUUGUGCCCGCGCGGGCGCUGGGCAUCACCCUCAUCAAGGGCAUCGACGAGGGCCCCAACGGGCUGCGGCUCAUCUCGGACAUCAUCCGGGAGAAGAUGGGCAUCGACAUCAGCGUGCUGAUGGGCGCCAACAUCGCCAACGAGGUGGCCGCCGAGAAGUUCUGCGAGACCACCAUCGGCAGCAAGGUCCUGGAGAACGGGCUUCUCUUCAAGGAACUCCUCCAGACCCCGAAUUUCCGCAUCACCGUCGUGGAUGACGCCGACACCGUGGAGCUGUGCGGUGCGCUCAAGAACAUCGUGGCGGUGGGCGCCGGCUUCUGUGACGGGCUGCACUGCGGGGACAACACCAAGGCCGCCGUCAUCCGCCUGGGGCUCAUGGAGAUGAUCUCCUUCGCGCGCAUCUUCUGCAAGGGCCAAGUGUCCACGGCCACCUUCCUGGAGAGCUGCGGCGUGGCCGACCUCAUCACCACGUGCUACGGCGGCCGCAACCGCAGAGUGGCCGAAGCCUUCGUCAGGACCGGAAAGACCAUCGAAGAGCUGGAGAAGGACAUGCUGAACGGGCAGAAGCUGCAGGGCCCGCAGACGGCGGCCGAGGUGCACCGCAUCCUCCAGCAGAAGGGCCUCGUGGACAGGUUCCCCCUCUUUACGGCUGUCUAUCAGAUCUGCUACCAAGGGCGGCCUGUGCAGGAGAUGCUUUCGUGCCUCCAGAGUCACCCGGAGCACAUAUAGGGGUGACGGCAGGGGCCCGACUCCACACAGACAUGCACGAAGGCAGAUUUCUCCAGGUUCCUUCUUUUCUAGCCCGGGCAGAGAGUGGCACACGGAUGGCCUAGUGCGGGACAGAUCAGCACACUCACUGACUUGUGGGUGUUUUAAGAUGCCGUCAAGCAAGUGCUGCACAGCUCUACCUAUGUGAUGUGUGCGUGCGUGGGCACCUCCAAAUGCCCCCCUCCCCCCUGCUUCCUCUUUGGGAAUUUCCCCAUCGUGAUCGCUGGGAGAUUGGGACUCUUUUUACUCCUUUCAUUUUCUCUGUUUUUAAAUUGGGCUCGUGUGAAGGCCAGGCCUCGGAGGGGGCACCGGUGUUUGUAAAACAGUGGGCCAGCAUUGCUGGGGGAGGUGGGAAGAAGAGGGACGUUUGUCUGCUCAAUACACCAAAUGCACGAGAAUUUUACGUCGUGCCGUCCAGUCAAACCCAGAAGCAUCUAUUCCUGAGCACUGCUGGGCAAGGCAAGCACCAGGGAGCUCAGGCUUCGGUGACUGUGUGGGCCGUUGCUUUUUCAUGACAUUUCCAAUCGGGACACUGGCUGCAUUGCUCUUUCUGCCCUUUCCUGCCCUUUGGGAAGCCCGACCUCUCUCUCCCUGCCUCGUCCGUGACCCUGCUCAGGCUUAGAGCUGUAAGAAUAGCGUGAAAACCACUUGCUCCCCCUUCCCGGUAGUCUCCUAGCCGUGCUUGAGGCCUCCCAGCUCUGUGUCGUUGCCUAAUAAAACGCUUGGUGCCAGAGCGUCUAUGCUCGUGCCUGCCAAGCUCCCCACCGUCGGCACCGUGGGGCCGGCCCCUGUCCGCCUUAGGGCCCUCCUUCCUGGACCCCGGAGCCUGGCCUCUGGCUGUGGCAGGCUAAGGAGGCUCUGACAAGCUCACCAGCAUUGCUCUCUUCCUUACCUCUGGCCCUCUGCCAGAUAGGGAUGGGGCAGGCGAGAGACAAGGAGAGCCCCAGGGUUCUCCUGGGACCCGGCCGGUGGCCGCCAUAUUGAAGUGGCCUCUUCUACACAUGGAGCCCGACUGCAUUUCACAAGGCUUGUUCUUGGCACAUGGCAGUCUUGAACCAGCUCGUGUGUCUCUCUUUAGUCUGCUUAGAUCUCCCCCAAAUUCUUUAUGAUGACCCCAGAAGCCAAUGGAACCUAGGCGAAAUCAGCCUCACGAAUGCGCACAUUAGAUACUCGCUGUGAUUUUUUUCCUUUCUUUCUGGGACUCGAAAGGGAAUGGAUUCAUCCCGGUGCCUGAGCCCUUUCCUUCGCCCACCUUUAUUUAGCACUGGACAAAUGGGAAGGGAACGUGGGACUGUCUCCAGACCUUCAGGGCCCCCUCAGUCACUUUCUGAGACAUUUGCUCUUUACUUUUGCUAUUGCUGAAAAUGAUUGUAGACGAAUGUUUUGUGGGAUUUUUAAAAAAUCCCACCCAAAACCACUGGGCAUUUUAGAAUCAGAAAUAGACACCUGUGAGAAGCACAUCAGGCUACUUAUUCUCUUCAUUGACUUCAAGCCACUCGACUGGUGGGAAGCCUUUUAAAAGUUUGUACAUUCAUGAAAAAAGUUGCAUUUUAAGAUCCCUAAAGGGUUGUCCACUAAUCGGGGGCUCCUGGGUAGCUUCACUGUGAGGGGCGGUUGGGGUUUUGUGGAUUCCCCUCUGCAUACUCUCUCUUUCUCUGGCUUUUAUACUAGUGUGGUUGGUUGGGUUUUGUUUGUUUUCCCCCCUUUUGACAGGCCCUGGCACCACUCUCUCUAAAGUCCAUUUUUUCAAUCUUAGACAUACACAACAGCCACACAUUAUGAGAAAGGGCAGAUUUUUAAAAAAUUUGCACGCUGGGGAUUCUAGCUAUUUAUUAUUCCACUGGCGAUAGCCAUCUGCUGAUCACCUGUGACCUUUGGUUUGAUGCUGACUUGGAUUAACGCUUCCUACUAAUGGUGGUAACUGGGGGAUGUCCAUUUGUGCACGAGCCACCCGUAAUGGCGCCUUGCUAAAGCAUGGCUGACAGCAGCAUGGAAUCGGCAUCUUCCUCAGAUUUCUCAUCCAAGAGAGUGGAAUGAAAGAAGGACCUUGUGAAUGUCAUGGUCCAUUGGGUGGGCUCAUGGGGGGAUGGGGAAAGGAGAUGGAGCUCCUAGUGAGGUGCCCGUGGACAAAAAGAAUGUUUUCUGUCACUAAAUCUAACUCUUGAUUUAUUUUCACGUGGACUGUAUUUGUUUACGUAUCCUAGAUGGGCAUAUAAUUAAAAGCUUGGUACAAUAAAUGUUUUAUUCCCA
Molecule: messenger RNA, 3624 nt
Organism: Monodelphis domestica (gray short-tailed opossum)
Lineage: Eukaryota; Metazoa; Chordata; Mammalia; Didelphimorphia; Didelphidae
Gene: GPD1L
Product: glycerol-3-phosphate dehydrogenase 1 like
Biological process (GO): carbohydrate metabolic process; glycerol-3-phosphate catabolic process
Cellular component (GO): cytosol
Molecular function (GO): protein homodimerization activity; oxidoreductase activity, acting on the CH-OH group of donors, NAD or NADP as acceptor; NAD binding
Source: RefSeq, a predicted model, not a curated record